CAAUAUUCGUGCGACGAUCAAGCAGGUGCAUGCUGCGCCGCCUGUCCCGCGCCUUCUCGACCACGCCCGCAACGAUGCCAGAGCUCGAGAUCGUCGUCCUCGGCAGUGGGCCGUCGUCGUCCGUGCCUGUCGUGCGCUGCCUCGUGACCAACCCGGCGUGCCCCGUGUGCCCCGAAGCGCUCGCGAACCCCGUGUCCAAGAACCGGCGCAACAACCCGAGUCUCCUCGUACGCCUCUUGGGCCAAACCGUGCUCAUCGACUGCGGCAAGACGUUCCGGGACAGCCUCCUGCGUGCACACCCGCAGCACAGUCCGUUUGCGAUCGACGCUGUCGUCUUGACGCAUGGCCACGCCGACGCGUGCUUUGGCCUCGACGACCUUCGCGACGUGCAGCAGAUCGACGCCGAGACCAAGGCGCUCAAGCCGCUCGGUAUCCACUGCCACCAGCGCACCAAGGACGAGGUCGAGGCCAAGUUUUCAUACUUGUUCCAGUCCCAGCAUACCGGAGGCCGCUGGACGGCGCAGUUGCAGUGGCAGCUGUUCGAAGACUUUGAGACGUUCGAGGUCGGGCGCGGCGUGCGCAUCCAGGCGCUGCCGCUCUGGCACGGCAAGGACUACGUUGCGAGCGGCUUCAUCUUCGGCGCCGAAGUCGGGAAGCGCAUCGCGUACCUCUCGGAUCUGAGCGCGAUCAGCGACGACGCCAUGGCCGUCUUGCAGGCAGCACCCAUCGACGUCCUCUUCAUCGACGCGCUCCACCCCGAGCAGUUUCAUGGCACGCACAUGAAUCUGAUCCAAGCGCUCGAGACCAUCGCGGUGCUCAGGCCCAAGCAGAGCUACCUCACAGGCAUGAGUCACCAGUUCAACUACCACAGCCCACCGCCGAUGCUCGCCGAGUUUGUUGCUGCCAAGCAGCUCGGCGUCGAGAUGGCGUACGACGGCCUUCGGCUCGCGUGGUGAGCGUCCCAUCCAUCGUAAUAAUAGAACUUGCGUGGUCAAAGCAUACUACGACUACGCCAGUGCUUUCGCACCCA
Saprolegnia parasitica CBS 223.65 is the source of this 1030-nucleotide messenger RNA. RefSeq lists its product as hypothetical. Bases 30 to 956 code for a protein of 308 amino acids. Lineage: Eukaryota; Oomycota; Saprolegniomycetes; Saprolegniales; Saprolegniaceae. The transcript has a single exon. The record is from RefSeq and is a predicted model, not a curated record.